Molecule: messenger RNA, 2596 nt
Organism: Chara braunii
Lineage: Eukaryota; Viridiplantae; Streptophyta; Charophyceae; Charales; Characeae
Source: the annotation of a GenBank genome assembly
CUUYGUGUGUUGUWCAUGUGGACGUGCUCCUCUCCCGUAGAGCGGAACUGGGCCAUCCACGAGAGUAUUCACACGAAGAAGCGUAACAGGUUGAUGUUCCCAAAGGUCGCGAAGUUGGUGGAGAUCACGGCCAACACGCGACUUUUAGCUCUCCAGAGCGGUGGUGGAGGUUUGGUUCUUCCAUGGACUCAGGAUGAGUCCAUACUGGAUGUCGAGGGUGGCUUGGAGGUAGACGCUGUAUGCAAGGGGGUGGACCACAGCAUACCCGAGGAGGACCGCGAUGCGCAGGCGCAGUUGUGGCGGCGGGAUGCUUGUGGGUCACGACCACUGCCUCCCGUUGAGGAUGUGUUCGGGGUUCUUGCUGCCACUUUGAGGCCAUACCCGAGAGAUGACUCGAGUGGAGAUGAGCGCGAGGAGGCAAAUGAGGGUUUCCGGCCCUGCAGUGCUGGUGCUGCCCGGCGUGCCGAGGACGACAAUGACAGUUGGAGUGACCCUGGGGAGGUUCGCCGGCGUAGCGGUGGCAAAGAUUUAUUCGAGGACACAACUAGGGGCAGGUUUGGAGUCGAGGGAUGCUGGGACGGAUCUGGGAACCCUCUUGUCGAGCUGAUUCCUCAUACCUCAUCGUCGAUCGUACAUAGGGCAGAGGAGGACAUAGCGGGCAUGCGAGGAGCCCAUCACAGACAGGGUCCGACAGGCAGCGGCGAGGAUUUAGAAGGGCGUGGAGGAGGGGGAGCGGAGAUCGGAGACGCAGGACAUGAUCGUCCGACAAACGACAACAGGGCGAUAGGCACCGGAGAUGUGGCCAGAGGUGUUGCUUGGUCGCUAGGGGACAUUGGGACGCUAGGCGCUCUACCUGGUAGUAGCAUGGGUCAUGCGGAGCAGUUUGAUGAUGCCCAUCAUGAGGGGGUGCCACAAGAUGAGGCAGUUGGCGGUGGGGACCAUGCUUUGGAAUCAGCGUUCAUGCGCGAUUUCAUGGCCGAGCUAGAGGCCACUCUGCCAUCCAUGAUGGAGGGUGAGUCUAUUGUUGCGCGACGGGCCGACGACGAGGAUGUUCGGCCUCGGCCACAGACAGUUCACAUGGGAGUGCCUGCACCCGACACCGAGGAGGAGCGGAUGGCUCGAGAGGCAAGGGAGGAUGAGGAGGAGGCCGCAAGGGCCAAGGCCCUAGCUGAUGCUGAACCACACACACAGGCCAUGGCACGUGACAUGGAGGCCAUGCUUCAGUUAGAGACUGGGGGAGAAGGACUGCGAGGCGAUGUGGCGGAGGAUGACCGGCUGGAGGCAGCUGCCCACAUUUCACAUGCGGCUCGAGAGAUAGACGACGAUGCACCACUGCCCGAUAUCGACAGCGCACCAAUCGUCCCGCCACCACCAGACGGAGACGUGGACGCCGUUGCAGUGGCACACGACAGAGAGGCGCACGGCGAGACAGUGGUUCAGUCCACUUUGGCAGAGGAUGAUGCUGCUCAGGCGGUGACCCCUCAGAUAGUCGAUGGUGUAGAUACGGCUUUGUUGGGAGAUCUAGGAGCGGUACCAGGGGGAGAUGUGCAGGAUGAGGAGGCAGUUGGGAGUCCAGCGGCGGUGGGGGGAGAUGCAGAGACAGGGGAGGACAAGGUUCGGGAGGUACAUGGAGAUGUGGGUGCGCCCUCGACUAUACCUGAGCAGCCACGAGGCAGUUUGAUGUUCGGCGCGAUGACUGUCGAUGAGUUCUGCGCUUGCCUUGCGACUGAUCUCACAGAGACGAGACGUGGAGUGAGGAUCGGCUCAAAGAAAGGCAAAGCACUACUACCACGCGUGCAGUCCGUUUCAUGGGGCCCUGCUAGCCCGACACCGCCAUCAGACGCUUCGGUAGCGGUGGGUGCCUUGGGAGUUGGUGCGGCACAGUCCCCUCCCAGUGUGGCACGAGAUCACGGGACACGACCUUCUGCGCCAACCUCAGCGGUGGGCAGGCCUCGAGAGCGUGGACAGGCGACAGCAGGGGCCGUGGCUUCUUUACUUGGCCGCACUGACAUUCCUUGGAGCAACACGAGGAGGUCGACCGCGGGUACCAGGAAGAGGCAGCCCGGGUUGGGGAGGAGACACUCGUCCACAUCAUCGACAAGGGAGGUGCAUGCUGCUGGGUUCGAGCAUCGUGGCGGGUCGGGUGCUGAGGUUGAGGGUGCGGGCGGACGUGGAUCUGCAGUGCCCGGCGCACGAGUGUCGACUCACGGAUUGAGGGAGGUUUCACAGAUCCUCGGGGCAGAUGUGUUGGGGCCUCCCAGGACACAGCGACCGCUACCCAGACGAGCAUCACGCCUGGACGGCGAGACCACCGGGAGCGAGGGGUUGGAGAUGAUGCGAGGGAGAUGUCGCACGGACACCCUCUUAGCGGCGUCGCAGAGGGAGAUGAGACUGGAUGGCGUCACGGUGGUUGACGACGAUCACACUGACGCCGCUGCAGAGGAGGCUGACAGAGAGGAGGACCUGUCGAUACACGAGGCACGGCUGGCGACCUUGGAGCGUGGAGAGCGGCGGGGCACGAGCCCCCGCACACGCCCUGGACGCCAUUGACUUUUUGGUGAUUGUCAGUGGUCAGCGGCACGACCGCAUUACGUAG